Elephantulus edwardii (Cape elephant shrew) is the source of this 1656-nucleotide messenger RNA. RefSeq names its product chloride channel CLIC-like 1 (gene CLCC1). The record is from RefSeq and is a predicted model, not a curated record. Gene Ontology annotation, cellular component: endoplasmic reticulum; membrane. The transcript is spliced from 10 exons. Lineage: Eukaryota; Metazoa; Chordata; Mammalia; Macroscelidea; Macroscelididae. Gene Ontology annotation, molecular function: chloride channel activity. The coding region runs from base 1 to 1656 and encodes 551 amino acids.
AUGCUGUGUUCUUUGCUCCUUUGUGAAUUUCUGUUGCUGAUAGCAGGCUAUGCUCAUGAUGAUGACUGGAUUGACCCCACAGACAUGCUCAACUAUGAUGCUGCUUCAGGAACAAUGAGAAAAUCUCCCCAGAUGAGCUAUGGUGUAUCAGAGAAAAAGGCUAUCAGUCCUGACCUGUCGUAUGCUGAUGAAAUGUCAGAGUGUUACCGAAGACUUGAUUCUUUAACUCAUAAGAUUGAUGAGUGUGAAAAGAAAAAGAGAGAAGAAUAUGAAAGUCAGAGCAAUCCUGUUUUCAGGAGAUACUUAAAUAAGAUUUUAAUUGAAACUGGAAAGCUUGGACUUCCUGAUGAGAACAAUGGAGAUAUGCAUUUUGAUGCUGAGAUUAUCCUGAAAAGACAGACCCUAUUAGAAAUACAGAAGUUUCUCAAUGGAGAAGACUGGAAGUCUGGAGCCUUGGAUGAUGCACUAAGUGAUAUUUUGAUUAAUUUUAAGUUUCAUAAUUUUGAAACGUGGAAGUGGCGAUUUGAAGAUUUUUUUGGAGUGGAUCCUUAUGAUGUGUUAAUGGUCCUCCUGUGUCUGCUCUGCAUUGUGAUGCUCGUGGCUACCGAGCUGUGGACGUAUGUUCAGUGGUACACCCAAGUGAAACGUAUUCUAGUCAUCAGUUUUCUGAUCAGUUUGGGAUGGAAUUGGAUAUAUUUAUACAAGGUAGCAUUUGCCCAGCAUCAGGCCGAAGUUGCCAAGAUGGAGCAGUUCGACAGUGUGUGUGCCGAGAAGAUGGAUUGGGCUGAAAGCCUUUGGGAAUGGUUUAGAAGUAAAUGGACCUUCCAAGACGAUCCAUGCCAAAAAUACCACGAGCUCCUACUAGUCAACCCUGUUUUGUUGGUUCCACCAACAAAGGUAAUGGCAGUAACAUUUACCAACUUUGUAACGGAACCAUUGAAGCACAUUGGGAAAGGUACUGGUGAAUUUAUUCAAGCACUUAUGAAGGAGAUUCCAGUGUUGCUGCACAUUCCAGUGCUGAUAAUUAUGGCAUUAGCUGUCCUGAGUUUCUGCUAUGGUGCUGGAAAGUCUGUUGGUAUGCUGAGACAUAUAGGUGGUCCAGAGAGAGACCAUCCCCGGGCACUUCCGCCUGGUGAUAGACGACGUUGGGAGGAGAUUGAUGAUAGACCUCGAGGUGGAGCAGGUGAUGCAGAUUUCUAUUAUAGGCGCCAGAUCGAUUCCAGUGAGCGAGGCCCUAAUGACAAAGCAGAUGAGAGUAGAAGAGAUGCUUUGAGAAAGAGAAAUGUUCACUUGAGAUUUCAGACUGGCAACAAGAGCCCUGAAGUGCUCCGGGCAUUUGAUUUCCCAGAAGCAGAGACACAAGAACAUCCCAAGGUGGUACCCAGUAAUAAAUCACCAGUUGUGGAUAUAAAGACAGAGGUUGGUGAGAUCCCAGGAGCAACCACGAUGACAGAAAGCAGCACUAAAAACAGCCAGCCGACUGAACCUGUCUCUGGCCCGGACACACCAGGGAGUGUGGAAGGUUUGCCCACAGCGGACCAGGCCCCACUCAGGACUGACGUCAGAGGCGGCUGCCCAGCAGGCAGUGCUAGCAGCCCUCAGAAAGUGGGCCCCGCAGCAGGCCGAGGGGACGCGGAGGGCAGUCCGUACGGCUAG